AUGGAACAAACACCUGCACCAUCUCGUAUGCCUCACUCAGAGACUUCACCCUUGGUAUAUCAUGAAAUGCAGAAUGGCUAUCCCGAAAGGGCUCCUUAUAUAUCAUCACAACAUAUGAAUCACUCACAAUCUCCUCUGUCUAUUAGAACCAAUUAUGCUACUCCAACCUCCCAUUUCAAAGUUCAGAUGUGGCAACAGCCUAUAUUUGACAGUGGGGUUCAAUCCAUGCUGCCCAGUCAAACUCCAUCUGUAAUGUCCUUCCCAGCCGGAUCUGAAAUGUCAGCGAUGUCAAUGAUGGAUCAAGCGGAACUUACAGACAUUCAACAGCAGAGGUUUGACAACAUUCCUCCCGGAGCAGCUGCUAUUCCUCAGUUAUUACAAGUUAUGAGAGAAGGAACUGAAGAGGGCGAAAUAAUUCGGGCAUUGUACAUGAUUCAAAAAAUUGCAAAGCUGGAUCAGCGAGGUGAUUAUGAGGCCAAUAUCGGAACGACUGACGUCAUUCAUGCAAUAGCCUGUUAUUUACGUAAAAGAUCAUCAGAUUUAAUCGACCGGGCAGCUUUGAGCGCCUUGUUCCAUAUCUGUAGCAGAGAGCCAGGGCUAUCGUUAGUAUUUUCAUUCAUUGACAACGGAGGUAGCGACAUUGUUAGCGUAAUUACAAACAAAAUAGAGGGCCAAUGCUCAAGUGUUAAGAAGUACGCAAUCCUCAUACUUCACUCAGUACUUAGUGACAAAAGACGGCAUGAAUGUGUGGAAUUAGCAAGACGAUCAGGAGCUUUACGUAACAUUACGGGUACCUUGCAAAGGGAGCAAAGUGCCAAAUUACUAUCGGUAGCUGUCGAUUUAUUGAGGAUAUUGUUCGAAGAUAAUAAAAAAGAACAAUUGGAGUUCAUCAGUUUGAAUGGAAUUCCUAUACUCUUGAAUAUCUUGCAAGUCCAACAAUACGAGAACCUUCUUCAUUCCGUCACUGGAGUUCUGAAGCAGCUAUGUAAUCUGUUUGGCACUGAGCUGGUACAACAUAAGGUUCUAAUCGUUUUAUCAGAACAGUUGAAACAUCCAUCCGUGAGACUGGUAACACGUUCUCUGGAAACUAUCCGUAAUCUAUCGGAUGUAUGUUCACAAGAACCGAAUCAGACUAAAGUUCUCAGGAACCUGAUUCGUCUAUUAGGAUCUGAUAACCCGAAGAUUGUGUUAUUCACUGUCCAAGCCCUUGGUAAUAUGAGCGCCAACAAUGCAGCGAAUAAGACAUUUUUGGAAGCAAAUGAUGUUGUCCAUAACCUCCUAGUCAUGAUGUAUAGGAAUAAUAUACAAAUGCAGAACGCUGAUCAGUCGACCAUGAGGACUAUGGAGGAUCUAAACGAUGCCAUCCUGAUUAUCUUCCGACAUCUAUGCUGUGGUCAUUCAAAAGCAGAAAAGACCCAAAGUUACAUUCUUCAAGAGCCGGGUAUUUUCUUCGAUCAGCUCAGAACAAUGAGACCAGUCUUAAUCAAAGAAACAUUACAAUUACUCAACCGCCUCACGAAUCUCGAUACCAAUUUGAUGACUUUCAAAACGUUUGCAGUUCAAAAUGAACAGCAUAUGUAUGGAUUCAUAGAACAAAUAGUUUACAUUCUCCGUGUUUGCUGUAACCAGAUUGUCGAGAAGAAUAUUGAAAUCGAAAGAGUUUGUGUGUAUGAACUAGUAACUUUCUGUUUGUCAAUCUUGGAGUCUCUGUGUAGAGACAGAUCGAUAUUGGAGAGGACUGUGCACUUGCUAAAAACACACAGCUCGGCCUGUCGAGAACCUUUUCUACUUGGUGAUGUCUUCUUGCCCGUUUUCUUGCUUCAACAAACCAUCAUUGACAGUCCGGCUAUGAAACGAGCCGCUAUGAGGUUGAUUGUGAUUCUAGUAGCACACCCUGACAUAGUUUCAAUUUUCAAUGUUAAAUCAGAUCUGAGGUCCUAUCUGACACAUUACAGUAACGGGCCCGAUAGGGAUCUAGCGGUGUUAGCAGACGAGGCUUGUAGAAUCUUGAUGUUAGGAGGGUUCCCUGCGGGUAUGAACUGUUCUUCUUAUCGAGAGAAGCUUAUUUCUUCGCAUGGGAAUCCUUUCGACGGACCUGCGUAUCAACAAAAUGAAAUAAUGAAUACAGGACACCACACAAACUAUUCUCAUUAUAUGAGUAAUAACCAUGGAGCUCCUAGAGCCUCACCAGUUCCGGAACCAAUGGAAGGAGCAGGAGAACAAUUUCCUGGGAUGUCGUGCAUUGAUGACACAUGUAUGGACUAUCCAUUCGCUACUGUUUUCAACAACACAGCCCAACCAAGCCCUUUAUAUUCCUCUCCCAAUGCGACAGUGAAUGAGGUGAUGAUGAAUAGCCCUAAUCAGAAUCAAUGGAGUUCGAUGAAUCCAUCUUCUUCUACACCUACUCAUCCACAACCUAGCGUAUACCAGAGGCGAACACAUGCAUAUCCUCCUGAUCCUGCUCAUCAAACUUGGGAUGAUUGCCCUCCCAUACUGUACGGGCAUUCUGAAGUGGCUCCAUAUAAUCACGCUUAUGAAUCGAAUCGUAGACCAGAGAUACCUGGAGUAGACCUGUCAAAUAACGUAUAUCACCCGUCACAUCCACCAUCUACAUACUACCAUAGUCAUCCCUCUCAUAAUCAGUAUUACAAUCGGCGUGAUAGUAAACACAACACGUGA
This is a messenger RNA of Auanema sp. JU1783, 2679 nucleotides long. The record is from the annotation of a GenBank genome assembly. Lineage: Eukaryota; Metazoa; Nematoda; Chromadorea; Rhabditida; Rhabditidae.